GGGUCGCCGCCGCCGCGGCAGCAGCAGCAGCAACGCAGCCUCCCCGCCUCCCCAGCCAAGCCAAGCCAUGCGCCUCGCCGGAGCGCCUGCUGCCUAGCCCCGGUCGCCAGCCGGCCUCUCUCUCUCUCUUCGCUCCGCGCCGUCCUUCCGUCCCCUCCGCCCGGGGAGGGUCGAGCAUGAGCGGCCGCCCCGGCUCGGCGGAGGCAGCCGGGCGCAAGGCAGGGCCCCCGAGUGGCAGGAGCGCGCCGGCGGAGGCGGCGCCAUGGUGCCCUUUGCGCCGCCCGAGGGCGCGGAGGAGCCGCCGCCUGAGCCCUUCUGCCCUCCGCCUCCGCCGCCGCCUCCUCCUCCGCCGCCGCCCGCCUCCAUCCCCGCCGCCGACCUGCCCGAGAUCGCCGCCGCCGCCGCCGGAGGAGGAGGAGGAGGAGGUGGCACCGGCAGUAGCAGCAGCAGUCCGGGCGGCGAGCUGAAUGGCAUUAAAAUGGUGGAUGAACCUAUGGAGGAAGGAGAACCAUAUUUCUGUAAUGAUGAAGGAAGUGUCAAAGAGAUUCCUAUUACCCAUCAUGUGAAAGAAGGAUGUGAAAAAGCAGAUCCGGCACAAUUUGAAUUGCUUAAAGUCCUUGGUCAAGGAUCAUUUGGAAAGGUUUUCCUUGUGAGAAAAAUCAUUGGUCCUGAUGCUGGACAUCUUUAUGCCAUGAAAGUUCUAAAGAAGGCUUCCUUGAAAGUUCGAGAUAGAGUCCGCACAAAGAUGGAGAGAGAUAUAUUAGUAGAAGUAAAUCAUCCGUUUAUUGUCAAACUGCACUAUGCCUUCCAGACUGAAGGAAAGCUAUAUUUAAUAUUGGAUUUUCUCAGGGGAGGAGACGUGUUCACAAGAUUAUCCAAAGAGGUUAUGUUUACAGAGGAAGAUGUGAAAUUCUACCUCGCAGAACUGGCUCUAGCUUUGGAUCACCUCCACAGCUUGGGAAUUGUAUACCGGGACUUGAAGCCAGAAAACAUUUUGCUUGAUGAAGCAGGACAUAUCAAGUUAACAGACUUCGGCUUAAGCAAAGAAUCGGUUGAUCAAGAGAAGAAAGCAUAUUCUUUCUGCGGUACUGUAGAAUACAUGGCCCCUGAAGUUGUGAACAGGCGGGGCCACAACCAAAGUGCAGACUGGUGGUCGUUUGGUGUCCUCAUGUUUGAAAUGCUCACUGGUACUUUACCUUUCCAAGGUAAAGACCGAAAUGAAACUAUGAAUAUGAUACUCAAAGCGAAACUCGGAAUGCCACAAUUCCUUAGCCCGGAAGCUCAGAGCCUUCUGAGGAUGUUGUUUAAAAGGAAUCCUUCCAACAGGCUAGGGGCUGGUCCUGAUGGGGUUGAAGAAAUAAAGAGGCAUCCUUUCUUUUCAACCAUUGAUUGGAAUAAACUUUACAGGAGGGAGAUCCAGCCUCCAUUUAAACCUGCUUCUGGAAGACCGGAAGACACUUUUUGCUUUGACCCAGAAUUCACAGCAAAAACUCCCAAAGAUUCUCCUGGAGUUCCACCAAGCGCCAAUGCUCAUCAGCUCUUCAAAGGUUUCAGCUUUGUGGCAACAAACGCCCUAGAAGACCACAAAAUCACCCCUCUCAACAACAUUUUGCCAAUAGUACAGCAACUUCAUGGGAGCAGUGCCCUCUUCACAGAUGCCUAUGAACUUAAAGAAGACAUUGGUGUGGGCUCCUACUCGGUGUGUAAGCGCUGCAUUCAUACAGUUUCCAAUAUGGAAUUUGCUGUGAAGAUAAUUGACAAAAGUAAGAGAGAUCCUUCCGAAGAAAUAGAAAUCUUGAUGCGGUACGGACAGCACCCGAACAUUAUUACUUUAAAAGAUGUGUACGAUGAUGGUAAAUAUAUCUACCUUGUCACAGAAUUGAUGAAGGGAGGUGAGCUUCUGGAUCGUAUUCUCAGACAGAAGUAUUUCUCCGAACGGGAAGCCAGCGCUGUCUUGUAUACAAUCGCUAAAACUGUGGACUAUCUGCAUUGUCAAGGAGUUGUGCAUCGGGAUCUUAAACCGAGUAAUAUUUUGUAUAUGGAUGAUUCCAAUAAUGCUGAUUCCAUCAGGAUUUGUGAUUUCGGCUUUGCAAAGCAACUCCGGGGAGAGAAUGGGCUUCUCUUAACACCAUGUUACACUGCUAAUUUUGUGGCACCAGAGGUCCUCAUGAGGCAAGGCUACGAUGCUGCUUGUGAUAUUUGGAGCUUGGGUGUUCUUCUUUAUACAAUGCUGGCAGGGUACACACCUUUUGCGAAUGGGCCCAAUGAUACCCCUGAAGAAAUCUUGUUACGGAUAGGUAGUGGAAAAUUUUCUUUAAGUGGAGGCAAUUGGGACACUGUGUCAGAUGCUGCAAAGGAUUUGCUGUCUCAUAUGCUACAUGUAGACCCACAUCAAAGAUACACCGCAGAGCAAGUUCUCAAACAUUCAUGGAUAGCCUGUAGAGAUCAGCUGCCACAUUAUCAGUUAAAUAGGCAAGACGCACCACAUCUAGUAAAGGGGGCCAUGGCUGCUACAUAUUCUGCAUUGAACAACAAGACAUUUCAGCCUGUUUUAGAACCUGUUGCUGCUUCAAGUUUGGCUCAGCGGAGAAGCAUGAAAAAGCUAACAUCCACAGACUUAUAGCUCAGCUGGAACAUUUAGUCCACGUGGAACAGAGAAAAGCAAGCAAGCAAACAAACAAACAAAAAAACCCCAAGAAACAGCUGCCUGCCCUGUGAAUUAAAAGGCAUAUAUACCAGUUCCUCCUACACUACUUGAAUUUCAGUUGAAGAAAGGAAGAAAACAAAAUUAAAAGGAAAAAGAAAAAAACGUCUACCAGUUUUUUAGAGGAUGUAUUGCUGUUCGUAGGUUGGUUUCAGUAGCAUCAGGGUAUUUUGCAACUGUGGUGAGGAAUUUCGGUACACAUUUCAUUUCGGAGAUCGAUCGCGUUAUGUUAAUACUUUUAAAUACUGUAUAGUUUUCAUCCGGUUUAUAAAGAUGAUGUAUUAGUUGAGACCAGAGACGCUGCUCAAGUUGUAAAUUUCAUUUCAGAAGAAAAGGUCAGUGUUUUAAUAUUUUUGCUACCUUGGCCCUGUUGUAAAGACAAAAGAAAAGAAAACAUUAAACAUGAUGUGCUCUGGUUUUGUACAUUGAUCCCAUUAACUGGCGGACUCCAUGCAUUUGAUUCGCGGGUUACGACAAGCCAAGGACCCUUGAAAAUGCAUAUCCUAGUGCAAAAUGCAUGAUGGAAGCCCUUAACUUCUGCUGGUGUCAGCCAAUUAUGUGUAAAAAAAAUCAUGUACAGCUGUAAUAAUCCAUGAGCAUACACCGAGAUGAUAGCGUGUAACUCCUUCAUUAGAAGCUGUAGAUUUGGUUCAACCUAGCCGUGUCUUUCUUAAGGCUUUUGAAGAGUGGUGGUUGUUAGGAUAAUAAAUAAUCUGUUGUACUUAAACUUUAUGUAUGACUUCACCAUCAUUGGACCUUUUCAAGAAGGGGUAAGUAGAUCUCUGCUUGAUAAUAGUUUAAAUCGGGGGUGUCCAACCUUGACAACUUUGAGGCCUGUGGACUGCAACUCCCAGAGUUCUCCAGCCAACCAGGGGAUUACUGGGAGUUGAAGUCAACAAGUCUUAAAGUUGCCAAGGUUAGCCACCCCUGCUUAGAUAUAGAAUAAGGUGUGAAGGGCUUUAUACCACACUCGUGGACUUCAACUCCCAGAAUUCUCAUGGCUGGCUGGAGAAUUCUGGGAGUUGAAGUCCACAGGUCUUAAAGUCGCCAAAGUUUGGCACCCCUGCUUAGAUACAGAAUAUUAUUAGAUACAGAAUAUGGUGUGUAGAGCUUGUACCCUAUAUCUAAAAGGCUAUGAGUUUGAUGUAAACUCCAGUAUUGUGCUCUCAUGUCCUGAGGCUUAGAUUUGUUUCAUCUGUGAACUUUGGUGUCACACAGUCUGUGCCCAUUUCAUUUAACAAUAGGACUGAUGUAUUUUGCACUUGCAUUCUGGAUUGAACCUUGUUACUUGAUUGGUAUUGAGAAAA
Thamnophis elegans (Western terrestrial garter snake) is the source of this 4011-nucleotide messenger RNA. RefSeq names its product ribosomal protein S6 kinase A6 (gene RPS6KA6). Lineage: Eukaryota; Metazoa; Chordata; Lepidosauria; Squamata; Natricidae. The record is from RefSeq and is a predicted model, not a curated record. The transcript has 22 exons. Gene Ontology annotation, biological process: protein phosphorylation. Bases 263 to 2623 code for a protein of 786 amino acids. Gene Ontology annotation, molecular function: ribosomal protein S6 kinase activity; magnesium ion binding; ATP binding.